AUGGAUGCUCUCGUGUCGCGGCUGGACGCCCUCGUUACAAACCCGGAUCUCGCUCCGCUAUUGUCGUUGCUAAAGGGUAUUCGCAAUGGCGCGGUCUACGGUGCUAAAGUGCGGUUUCCGCAUGCUCUGGUCAUGAUAUUCCUAUUCCGCUCUGGAACCAUACGGGAAAAGGUCAAGCUAGUACUCAAUGCUACACGACAGCAUGCCCGAAAUCUCGCCGUAUUCUGCCUUAUAUACAAAAGCUCUAUGAUUGUUUUGCGCAAUAUCAAUCCUGCUGGUGUCGGGAAAGAGGGGCAAUACGAUAGUUUCUUUGCGGGGUUGAUGGGAGGUUAUGCGGUCUUUGGCCGACAUAAAUCAAGUGUCACGCAACAGAUUGUGAUCUAUAUCUUCGCGCGUGUCGUCCUCGGCUUCGCCAAGCUCUCCGUUCAACCUGGCGCGCACCCUCUCUCAGAUCUCAUGGGCCCUGAAGGGCGGAAACAUAUCGAAAACAAUGCCUGGGCUGUUUUCGCUUCCGUCAGCUGGGCGCUUGUCAUGUACCUCUUCCGCUGGCACCCGGAGACAUUGAUGUCGAGUCUACGGAGCAGCAUGGUUUACAUAUAUGCCGACUCAGAUCACUGGGACUCAUUCCGUAACUUGCUAGUCCACAACAAAUAG
Messenger RNA from Aspergillus puulaauensis, 654 nucleotides. RefSeq names its product Tim17/Tim22/Tim23/Pmp24 family protein. The transcript is spliced from 6 exons. Lineage: Eukaryota; Fungi; Ascomycota; Eurotiomycetes; Eurotiales; Aspergillaceae. The record is from RefSeq and is a predicted model, not a curated record. Gene Ontology annotation, cellular component: peroxisomal membrane. Bases 1 to 654 code for a protein of 217 amino acids.